Messenger RNA from Lytechinus pictus (painted urchin), 6190 nucleotides. Its product is annotated as 7-dehydrocholesterol reductase-like. Bases 501 to 1982 code for a protein of 493 amino acids. Gene Ontology annotation, biological process: brassinosteroid biosynthetic process; cholesterol biosynthetic process. The transcript has 7 exons. Gene Ontology annotation, molecular function: 7-dehydrocholesterol reductase activity. The record is from RefSeq and is a predicted model, not a curated record. Gene Ontology annotation, cellular component: endoplasmic reticulum membrane. NCBI's taxonomy places the organism in Eukaryota, Metazoa, Echinodermata, Echinoidea, Temnopleuroida, Toxopneustidae.
GUCCUUCUCGGGUGAAAGGGGCACAACACGUUCAUGAGGGGCAAUUUUCUCUGGUAAAAGAGGGCACUGAUACGAGAUGGGCACUUAUAAGAUGGCUAAAGGCGGGGCAAAAGGGUACUUGCUAAUGGCAUAAAAUGGCCCCCGCCCGUUUCCCGGCAUCUGGUAUUAUAUUUGCAUGUUUGCCCCCUUGUUAUUUUUCCUCUCAUAUUCCAAACACACUCUGUUGAUACUGAUUCCAUGUUUUCCUAUCGAUUAUGGAGUCACUGUGACAGGACAUUGGAGUUGGCACGAAGGACGAGAUUAAGGUCUGUAAACGGAGACUAUCGCAUCAUUACACUCACAUUUUAUGAAAAACGCCGGGUAUGUAGUUUUCAAGCCGCACUAGGCCUAUACACUUCAAAGGCAGUCAGGCGCUGGACAGUUAUGCUGGGUAUUAUUUAAUCACUGGACUUGUACUUUGUCGGCGUUUUUCAUCUAUUUGAAUCGUAUUCUACUCAAACAUGGCUUCUCGGGGUAUUACGAUGACCGAGCCUACCUCGUACUCCCGGCCGACUACCCGAUCGCAGUCAAAACGCCUGUCCGAGGAGACUACGGAGCCCACUACAAAUGGAACGUCAUCUGUAGACCCGAAGGCUGGACAAUGGGGGCGUGCAUGGGAGGUAGAUGUGUUCACCACUGUUGGUGUUCUCCUCCUCCUGACCCUCAUACCACUGAUCGUCUUCUACGUCCAUGUAUCCUGUACCCACUACCAGUGUUCCCUCAUCGCUCCACCCCUUGAGAUGAGGAAGGGCGCCCUCACCCCCAUGAUGCUCUGGGAUCAGAUGCCACCGAUCACCUGGGAUGGUGUGACCAUCCUCGCAAUAUGGAUGGCUUUUCAGGUGGUCCUCUUCUACUUGCCAGACCUCUUCCGGUACAUAAUUCCAGGUUAUGUGGGCGGUAUCCAACUGGGUGCCGUAACGCCAUCGGGUAUCCGGAACCCGUACAACAUCAACGGUUUGCAGGCCUGGUUCAUCUCCAAUGGGAUCUUUGUGGCAAACGCCCUCUAUUUUGGUUGGUUCUCGCCAUCAAUCGUGUUUGACCACCGUGGUGCGCUCCUGUGGACAGCCAACGCUGUUGGCGUGACGGUAGCAACAUUCGCCAUCGUGAAGGCUUACUUCUUCCCUACCCACGCCGCUGAUCGUGUGUUUACUGGUAACAUCUUCUAUGAUUACAUGAUGGGAAUCGAGUUCAAUCCACGCAUCGGAAAGAUGUUUGAUUUCAAGCUUUUCUUCAAUGGACGACCGGGUAUUGUGGCCUGGACCAUCAUUAAUUUCUCCAUGGCGUGUAAGCAAUACGAACUCUACGGCUACGUCACCAACUCCAUGAUCCUUGUGAACUUCCUGGAGGCGAUCUAUGUGGUUGAUUACUUCUGGAAUGAGGCUUGGUACCUUCAUACCAUCGACAUGCACCAUGAUCAUUUCGGCUGGUACCUGGCCUGGGGUGAUAUGGUCUACCUGCCGUUCAUGUAUACCCUUCAGUGCUUCUACCUUGUCUUCAACCCUGUCGAACUCUCCUGGCCCAUCUUCACCGCCAUCUUCCUCCUCGGAACCAUCGGUUACUACAUCUUCCGUUCGGUCAACCGACAGAAGGAUUACUUCCGGCGCACCAACGGACAGGCUCCGAUUUGGGGCGCCAUGCCCAAGUACAUCGACGCCACGUAUACUAGCGGUGACGGACAGGAGAGAAAGAGCAAGCUGCUGUUGUCUGGUUGGUGGGGCGUCACCCGACAUAUGAACUACACCGGUGAUCUGAUGCAGGCUGCAGCCUGGUGCCUAUCCUGUGGAGUGGGACACAUCUUCCCAUACUAUUACCUAGUAUUCAUGACCAUUCUGCUCAUACACCGCUGCCGGAGAGACGAAGACCGCUGUCACGCCAAGUAUGGCAAGUCCUGGGAGCUUUACAUGAAGAAAGUUCCAUGUAGGCUUAUACCUUACAUUUACUGAUAAUGUCGCCAAUUUUUGUUUCAUGAUAACGAUCAAGCCUAAUACCUCAAGGGCAGUUGCAUGAGAUAAUCAAACUUUUGUUACGUCCAACCCAUAUUUUUUUCUUCAUUCUUAUGAAUUUCUCAAGCCAUGAUAAUUUGAGAGCAGACACAAUUCGAGAACAUAACUUUCAUUAGAGCAAGAAAGAGAAGACGACAUAUAGGUCCCACAUAAAGGAGAUCUGAUCGGAUGUUUUUUUUAUUUUCCUGAGCAGUGAUGUCAAAAUCUUGUGACCCAUCAGUAACACCUUAAUAAUGCAAUUUUUAUCAUAUUAAUGUUCACUAUCCAAUUAGUAUCUACAUGUAUGCAUUAUCGAGCUUAAAUCAACUUUCUCCUUGGUAUUCGCUCACCUUUGUUAAAUUGCGAUUACUUUUCGAUUGCGAUUACAUUCAUAAUGAAUUGCUACAACCCCAUUCCGGCAUUUGUGGACAUAUCUAGGCGGCGGAUUCUUUAUUGUUAACCCUAUGUAAUGCGUGAUAUGAUAUGUGCACCGUUGCAAUGCUUGAACGUUGUAUUUGAAUAUAUUGUAAUAAUGGUUCACUCCACACUAAAACACUGAUCAACACUGCCAGUUAACUAUCCACUGCAGAAUAAGUAACCGAACGAAAAUAAGUGACCGGAAUGGCUUAGUCUUAACAAAAUUGUCAAUAUUUGGGAGGAAUCAAAAUCCCUUGCCGAGCAGAAAGCGUCAUAGGGAUUCCAGUCCAAUGUUUAACAGGUUUUGAUGCAAUUUGCAGGUUUCAAUUAGUCUUUUUGAUGUUCAAGAAAUGGACUGGCCUUAGUUAUGGAGAGGUAUUUUAACAAUUAAAAGUAUACGCUCCAUCGUAUGAUUAUUACGUUUUAAAAUAAGGCUACGCGAAUUCCGUGGGAUUCAGAGUCGUGGCAUUAGGAAGCUAAUGAGGAGAUGAUUGGAUGACUAUAUAUGCUUGAUAACAAUGUGAACCAUAUUGAGCGCUCUUGUGCACGGGGGGACGCUACAGUUUUCCAUAUUCCUGAUUUUGUGACAUUCAGACAAAAUAGCAUGGUUGUAUGAACAGGGCGGCGCGAUGUAAGAAAAAUCGGAAACCCCGUGUGUAGGAAUGACUUCCCUCAUAUUAUCGGGGUAUGCGAGUGUUGGCCGGAGCAAUAGCAUUGUAAUAUGGUUGAUUGAGGGUUUUCCUUCGAGUUGCCGUCGUCCAAAAAUCGUGAUAAAACGUUAUGAGAAUGGUGACAAUGCAUCUCUGGCUGUUAGAAGUAAUAGUCAAAAUUUGGUUGAGCGAUCAUGAUCUGUUCAAAAGUGAAACAGAUCUGAAACCUUCGUUCUGCUAUUCAGAAGAGUUUGACUAGCGAUUGAUCGUAAGCUUGAUUUUUACGAUGGAUUGUACAUUGUAGUCAAUGCAAUCAAUCGUAGAAAAAUGUCCUACGAUCAAUUGCUAAAUUUUGUGUUACGGGCCCCUGGUCAUCAUAUUUGUCAUGGAUUUGGAAAUCGUACAUUUUCAGUGAUGUUUGAGUAACGAACAUCAAAAUAAAACAAACUAAACAAAACAAAAUAUGUUAUGUAUAAACGAAACAUAUUAGCAAAUGGUGACGGGUCUUGUAUAGUUUAGUAGUACAUGUUAUAAUAAUAAUGAUAAUAUUACACAGUUUUGUAUAGCGCAUAUCACAUUAUGAUAAUUGUAUUUUAUUGGAAUGAAGAUAUCUCAUUUGAGUAAUUGAAAAGUGGUCAUACAAGAGUGCUUAGGAUGCGAGUUUUAUUAUCAGGGUAUUUUUCGUUAUUUUUCUAUUAAUGCAGUAUUAAGGGACUGAGUAGCCCCAAAUUAUCAAAUAUGGCAUGGAGUUUUAUCACAGGAUGUUUUUAUUCAGAAAGUUUUGUAAGUGCGGUGAUUUGAAUUGAGAAUGUUAUGUUUAUCAUAAGGCUGAUUGUAUAUUCAAUUACUGCUCAAAAACAACUCGUAUAUGUCUAAUUGCUACGAAGACUGUUCUCAUGGCAUGAGAGUGGGUUUGUCAAAUCUAGGGUUAUUGUUUGUGAAAGCGAUGAUUUAGGCAACUCAAUUACUUUUUUUUUUGUUCAUCUUCAAAUAAACCAGACGAUGAUUUACGAUAAAUCUUGCCAGAUUGAUGUUUUUGGAACGACAUAUGUGGUCAUAUUUACCUUCAAUGGCGCAUUAUUUUUUUCUUUUUUGUUCGACUUAAAGCCAGCGACAUAAAAAUCUUAUACAGCGCCAUCUGUAGUCAGCACAAAGUCAGCAUUGACAGACUUUUCUUGGAUAAAUUUUGUGCAAGUGCCACGGAUGUUGUUGUUGUUUUUUUUUUUUAGGGAGGGGGGGGGGGAUGUUGAAAGUUUUUGUGGUAUUUUGUCCAACCUUCUCUGGUUGCAUGUCUUGCCAAGAAAGAAAAUUUCUACAAUUUUAUGCUAGAUGAUCAGAAACACGAUUUCUUUUUUUCGUUCAUUCAAAUUGUUAAGUUAACCAGUGUGUGAAUGAGUGCAACCUCAAGUAACUGCUGAGUAGUUUUGCUAUGAAUGUCUAGGAAAAAGGCUGAUUCUUUUUUUUUUUGUAAUGAAUACUGAAUAAACAUGGUGCUUCAAAGUAACUUGACAAUGCUGAACAACGUGUUAUUUGGGGAUGACUAUUUUAAUACCUAGCGUUAUUGCUUCGUUGAGGACAGUUUUUUUUUUUUUUUUUUUUGGGGGGGGAGGAUAUCCAUGUAGAUAUGCUCUUUUUAAUCUACAAAUUAUAGAUCAGUAUUUCUAAAAUGUCUACCAAAGUUUGACGUUUCAGGAAUUGUUCCUGUUAAGUAAUGAAGGAUUUCAUAAUCUAUUUCUUUCGGUUUUUGUUCUUCAUUUUUUUUAUUGCCAUUCACUGACAUUGAGUAUCCGAAAUACUCUAGCAGGCUCUCAAUGUCACAUUCAACCACUUAUUUUUUUAAUAGUUGCAUACAUUUUUAUUGUCGAAUACUAUUUUCAAACAAUUUGGAAUAUCAAUAAUGGUCAACGUCAGGCUGAGUUUAUACAAUGAUGUUUAUCCAUGCGCGAUUUCUUUUUAUUAAUUGUCAUUUUACCAACUAUUUUCUUACUGCUGAUGAUCAAAAAUAGUAAUGAAAAAAAAAAUCAGGGAACCCUUUAAUAAAUCUUGUUUAAGGUUUCGAGCAGUGUAACUGCCAGUUUUGGUUCUGAAAGAUUUUAUUCGAACGGAGAAAAUCCAAAUGCAUUAUGGGAUACUUUUCUUUUAACGAGCCCUAGUUCCUUCUUGCAUUGAAGACAUUGAUGGACAGAUGUGAACGGAAUCAUCGCUCUCGGUAUACAAUUGUGACCUCAAAGCGUAAUGUUCGUUUACAUAUGUAGAGAAAAGUCAAGUCUCAUCUACUGAGAUUAUACAUGAUAUGCAAGUAAGAAAACAUGAUUGUAAAUAUUUGGUCGUGCACUUUGAUAUAGUUCCUGGAAGAUACGAAAUUAAACUUGAACUUUUUAUCGCCAGUUUUAGAUGAAAGGUACUUGUGAUAUCCAUUUCUAAUUUUUUAUUCAUAAUUAUAUUAUUUACUUUGAUUUAUCAAUAUUAUAUUGUGUUAUAAGCAUUGCUAUAUCAAUUUACAAUGUAAUGCUAAUACAUUCUGCUAUUUAGGGUCAAUUAAUUGAACAAACUUCUUUGCUAAUUAUAUGCACUAACUUAAAAUCUGGUAUUUGAUACUUUUUUUGGGGGGGGGGUUGGGUCUCAUUGUUUUUGUUUUCAGUUUUUGGGAGAAAAAAGUUAAAUAUCACAUACAAAAUGGGUAUGAUAUGGUUUUCUACGGCAUGUUACGAAAAUAUGUUUGGACAUUGUUUGUUUUAUAUGUUGUAUGCAUGCAUCAUGCACACAUAAAAUGCACAUGAACAAAACAUCGCGUUUAAAUGUUCCAACAAAAUGAACACAAAUAAAACGAUUUAUUACAUGCGCUUGCUGUCCGACCGGCAAUCAAGUAUUAUAUAAUAAUUCGAACAAUUUUCUUGGACCUGAUUCAUGAUUUAUACCAUAAAUGUUAUUAUGGUUGUAAUAUAUGUUUGCAGCUGUUCAGUGUGUGUGUUCGUGUUGUUGCAAUCUAAAUCAAGCUCAUUAGUUUUCAUGGAAUAUUUUGUUGUUGUUUGUCAUUUUCUUUGGAAUCAUGAUUAUGUGGUUAAUUGUGAAUUAAAAAUCAAAUCUGGUCCAAAAUAAAAA